AUGCGUCCUUUCACACGAGUCGCUACUCGCGGCGGCUCUUCAUAUCCAUCCUGCGUGCGCACAUUCGCCUCGUCGACACCAUGCGCCGACGAGCCCAAGCGAUCUGAUGUUUNNUCGGAGGACUCGGGCGUCGCCAGAAACGACCCUCACAAGCUUCUGGAACAGACUGCAAGAGAUCUCAGGAGAAACAGACAGGACGAGGCAACAAUGAAUGCUAUGCAAGAGACUGUCGAGUUUGAAAGACAAAUGACACGCAAGUGGAGGGACGGAGAUGUCUACGCUCCUCACGAUCUUAGUGGUGUUGAGAUGGCCAAGUGGAGCAAGGGUCAACCAAAGGGCAGGCCGAAGAAGGACGUCUUUGAUAUGCUGAAGAUCAAUCCUUUGAAUCACUACUGGGUACGUUUUGUUCAAUCAGCGAAGCUUGGACUGCCACUGACAUGUUUCAGANACUUCUCCAUGAUGUCGGAAUUUAUGACCGAGAUGGGCAAGAUCAAGCACUCCAAGGACACAGGAUUGAGACCGGUCAACCAGAGAAAGGUGGCCAAGGCUGUCAGAAGAGCAAUUGGCCUCGGUCUGAUGCCCAGUGUGCACAGGCAUCCUGAAAUUCUGCAGCCGAGAGGUGCUCUAGGCCGAUAA
Aureobasidium musti is the source of this 636-nucleotide messenger RNA. NCBI's taxonomy places the organism in Eukaryota, Fungi, Ascomycota, Dothideomycetes, Dothideales, Saccotheciaceae. The record is from the annotation of a GenBank genome assembly.